AUAUCUCGCGUUACAUUUGAAAAGGGCCUAUCCCCAGAACGUAAACAUUGAGAAAAAUCGAUGCAAACAUUUUUCAUCACAUUUUCUAUUCGUAUUUCUCAGUUUGAGGAUUUUUCAACAUGCUUUCCGUUCUGAUGACACAAGAUUAGAUGUAUCUAUGCAUCAAUAAUCAAAAUUGCACUAAAAUUUAUCAGAAGAGUAUUAAAAAUGAUAGAUAAACAUGUUAAGCUAAUUUGAAAUAUUUCACCCGGGUUCGGCCUUAUUGUGAGUCUUUCUAAAAUUUUCUUAGCGUGGUUCGGCCCCCCGAGUGAGUCCGAUGUUGACAUCGAAUCAAGGCUCGGCCCUUUUUGAGAGAGAGAAUUCUCUCUCUCGGCGUUCGGGCCGGGAGCCGCUCGGAAAAUUUUCGGUUGUCGGCCCUUUAAACGAGAAGGCUUACCAAUGUAAACAAAAUUUUACCGUUACUGGUCCAUUUGGAGCACAGGCUUAUGAAUGAUUGGGAAAAAAGCAGGGAUUGGCCGUUUUGAAGGUGGGGUUUAUUCUGAUAAGGUUAACGGUUAGGUGGGUGAUCUUUGCACAGUAGGUUACUGUUGGGGGAUGCUAUGGAAUGGUAUCAAAAUCGAUUUGUUUACAUUUUAGGGAUAGGCCCUUUUCAAAUGUAACGCGAGAUAUCGGAGCGGAAGUGGAGCGGAAGAGGGAGGGAACGAACGAUGACUGAAAAAAAUCACACAACUUUGACGUUUUUCCAGUUUUGAGGUGGAAAAAAACUUCACGCGGAAUCUAUGGGUCCUGAUUUUCUUGUGCGGGGUUUGUGAAUUGUGUGCGCUUGGAAGUCGUUGAAGAAUCUCGCAAAGUGGAAGGAUUUAGCCUUUGAUGGUGAAGGUGAAAACGUCAGAUGCAGAAGAAGCAAGCAUCUCUCUGGUCCGCCGAGGAAGAAGAUGGAAAAAAAUUUCUUCCAGUUUAUACGACAUGCAACACAAGAACAGUAAAAGUUUAGUGAUUUUGCGAUGAUCAUCAUCAUCCGAUAGCCCAGUGUGCAAGAAAAGACUUACAUAUAUAUGAAAUCGUGUGCAAUACUGUUUAGUUACUAAGAGGAACAGAGUAUUGAAACUAGUUACGGCGGUUAACGCAAUUACCGAAACUACUCCCCCCAAGAAAAUCAACCAUCAUCAAUGCAUAGUGAGGAUGAUCUAAUUGCUCGCACUCACAAACAGCAAACGACGCAGCAAAUCACGACUGUCACGAAGGUCGUGCGCGAGGUGAAGCAGUUGGGACCGGAUGGGCAACCGUUUGAUUAUGUAGCAAUGCCUCUCGAAAUGGGACCCGAUGGACAACCGAUCGACUACGUGUCGAUGCCGAUGGGAAUCUACACGACUCGGUCGCAGUACAUGAACUACAAUCAUCUGGACCAGCAGGAACAGAUGGCCGCGGCAGCAGCGGCCUCGCAAUCGCAUAUGGCACCCGGUGGGAAAAACAUGACAGGACCCGGCGACAAGGGACAGUAUCAGACGCAUUACCAAGAUUACGAACACUACUCACAGUAUACGGAUUCCGGCUAUGAUCCGGCCGGUGUGCAUCAUCCGCCUCAUCCGCAGUCCUACCUCGGAGAGUAUCAGAUCAAUGACCGCUCGACGCCUCACAAUUCCAGCGAAAACAGUGAAUCCUCGAUACCGCUCCCCAUGAACGUGCCUCAGAUGGGAAAUCCAUCGGCCAACCUCCUACCACCGGGAUAUAUGCAGGGACAGUACGACGAAAUGGGCGAAUACGUAAUAGCACCAUCUCCCGGAGGUCCAGUCGAUCGGCUCUAUCCGGACAACCCCUCGGCAAUGGUCUACGGAUAUGUGUCAACUCCUCCCUACGGAACGAUCAGUUCCCACGGUCAUAUGGAUCCAUCCGGUGCCAGCGAACCGACGUACGCCACGAAACAGCUUGCCUAUGAAGCGGCCAGUGCCAGUCAGAGGGGUGUCCCUCCGGAAGGUGCCUGCUACUACGACGGCGAGGAUGAUCUCCCUCAGCAUAUGCAAAACCUACAAAUUCAUAACCACGUCUUUCUACAGCAUCACAUCAUUACCUCCCCUGGGGGUAACAAUCGGCCUGGCGGGGGAGGCCCAGAUGGCCCCGAUCUCGAUGACCAGCGCCAGAUGAAGUGGCGAGAUCCCAACCUAACCGAAGUGAUCGGUUUCCUCAGUCAUCCUAACAACGCCAUCAAAGCCAACGCCGCCGCAUAUCUGCAGCAUCUGUGCUACAUGGAUGACCCGAAUAAGCAGCGAACACGAACUCUCGGCGGCAUCCCUCCGCUGGUCAAACUUCUAGGUCAUGAAAACACUGACGUGUACCGAAAUGCAUGUGGUGCCCUGCGAAACCUUUCCUACGGUCGACAGAACGACGAAAACAAACGUGCAAUCAACAGUGCCGGAGGCAUCCAGGCGCUGAUCCACCUGCUCCGGCGGACAUCCGAAUCCGACAUCAAGGAGCUGGUAACCGGUAUCAUCUGGAACAUGUCCUCGUGUGAAGAUCUGAAGCGGUUCAUCAUCGAUGAUGCGAUCAUAGUGAUUGUGUCGUACAUUAUCAUUCCCCACUCGGGUUGGGAUCCGACGAACCCGGGUGAAACCUGCUGGAGCACCGUGUUUCGGAAUGCGUCCGGCAUCCUGCGGAACGUGAGCUCCGCCGGAGAGUAUGCGAGGAAAAAGCUGCGCGAGUGUGAAGGUCUAGUGGAUUCCCUGCUGUACGUGGUGCGGAUAGCGAUCGAGAAGUCCAACAUCGGCAACAAAAUAGUGGAAAACUGUGUCUGUAUACUGCGGAAUCUGUCCUACCGGUGCCAGGAGGUGGAGGAUCCCAACUACGACAAAAAUCCCAUUCCGCACUACAGCAGCGCGGACGGGUCGCAUGGCAGCGCGAUUGUGAGUGCGGCCUCGUCCAAGGGUGAGAAUUUGGGUUGUUUUGGUGCGAGCAAGAAAAAGAAGGAACAGCAAGCGGCAGCGGCUGCGGCCCAGCAGGCUGCCGAUGCGAAGGACCAUUCCAGUGCGAACGGGGAUCCGGCCAGGAUGGCCUACAAGAACACGGCGCAUUAUAAAGGAGCGGAGCAGCUGUGGCAGCCCGAUGUUGUACAUUCCUACCUUGCCUUACUGCAGAGUUGCUCAAAUCCGGAAACGCUGGAAGCGGCGGCCGGUGCGUUGCAGAACCUGGCCGCCUGCUACUGGCAACCGAGCAUAGAAAUCCGUGCCACCGUGCGGAAAGAGAAAGGUCUACCGAUCCUGGUGGAGCUGCUCCGAAUGGAGGUGGACCGGGUAGUGUGUGCCGUGGCGACCGCCCUGCGGAACCUAGCUAUCGACCAAAGAAACAAAGAAUUGAUCGGAAAGUACGCGAUGCGAGAUUUGGUCCAGAAGUUACCUUCGGGCAAUCCGCAAUGCGAUCAGGGCACCUCGGACGAUACGAUCGCCGCAGUGCUGGCAACUCUGAACGAAGUGAUCAAGAAAAAUGCGGAAUUUGCUAGGUCUUUGCUGGAAGCGGGAGGCGUCGAGCGAUUAAUGAACAUGACGAGGCAACGGCUAAAAUACACUCCAAGGGUGUUGAAAUUUGCCGGGCAACUGUUGUUCACCAUGUGGCAACACCAGGAACUGAGAGACAUGUACAAGAAGCACGGCUGGAAGGAGCAGGACUUUGUGACGAAGACGAUCGCCUCGCGGAAUGUGAAUAGCAGCAACGGUGGCAGUUACAGUGACAAUUCGCCUAACUCACCCAACAACACUCUGAACCGUCCGAUGGCAUCCCAAGGUGGAACCAGAUACGAAGAUCGAACCAUGAAGCGGCAGCAAGCGUCCAACAACGGCGGCCAGGCGAUGUCUCUUCCUCCGAGCGACGGAGCGGUCAAGAUGGGUAAGUCUGGCGCGGCAGCUCGGGUAGAUUCUAGUCAUCGUGAGUCGUUCUAAUGUGUCGCUUUUCCCGAACUUGUAGGCAGAUGAAUCUACCGCCGCCAAGAAGCACAAUCCGAUCUAGCAGGUUAGGACAGAAGAAGAGCGUAGCUUAACAUCCAACACUACACCACAACCACCACCCACAUAACAACACACAAUUUCGAGUCGAAAGUAGGACACGGCGGCGUGCGCAGCUAUUGUAUAAGUAGCUAUCUCUCUAUCUAUUUAGGAAGCAAACACUCAAAUUGAAACACUGAAACAGGUACACUCUCUCCCAUCAGCUCAUGCCAGAGACCUGGUGCGAGUUCGGUUAGCAAACCUACCUACUUCCCUCUUUUUGUGUAUUCACACGUGUGGAAGGAUUGUUUUCCCCGCCGCCGGAGAAACCAAUAACUAAGGGGAAUCAAACUGACUCAAGGAGUAACGUAUAGCGACAGACACACACAGGAAGGUAUAUUAUUAGGAAAACUGAAACAUACCGCAAGCUUAUAAGCAGAACAGUGGCGCGCGCAGCAAAUGACGACAGCUCACAGUAAGCAGUAGCAGCUAGUAGCAAACAAGGGAAUCCCUACCAUUGAAAUUCGUAGAGAAGUUCAAACACACAUACAAAAAAUCAGAAAGUUAAUAUAUUGGAAUCCUUCCACCACCACCGUCAUCACCACACUAUGCAAUGUUCUUAUUCGAUAGAGCGCGCUCUUUCGGGAGUUUCACUUGUUCGCAUCGGAUGUUUAAUGCGUUAACAUUUGUUCCUAUUGUCUUAGGUUUUCCUAGCGGUUCUUAAAAUUUAAGUGCAUUGAAUGAAAACUCUUUCAACGAAGCUAGGGGCUGAUCAUGUGGAUAGAACGUAACUUUAUAAUUUCAAAGUUGUUUACCUGUUCAAUAGUUUGAAGGAAACCAUUUCAGUUUCUAAGCAUAAAUCUUUCUGAGUCGAUUCAAGAGCUCUUGAUUUUCCUAAAAGUUGGAUUUUACUUUAGGGAUUUCUGCGAAAGCUCCUUUCAGAGCUUUCAGGAAUUUCAUCAGUGUUCCAUCCGGGUUCUUGCCAAAAUUUGUUCUAGAUUUGAUCCUCCUGAGAAUUCUUCUGUUAUUCCUCCCAGGAUUAUCCCAGAGAUUUUCGCGGGAUUUCUCCAAGAUGUUCGCAAGAUUUCUGCUUGAAUUCCCUUCGGUAUUACUCUCCAAAACGUGACCGAUAUUCCUGCAGUUUUUUUUUUCUUAGAGUUUUCCUGCGGGAUUAUCAAGAGGAUCUUCCGAGAUUCUUGUGAUAGCUCCUCUUGCUCUCGAGAACUCUAACAGAGUUCUUCGUGGGAUUUGUCCAGACAUUCCUCAGGGAUUUCUCUUAGGAGGGUUUAUACGGGAUACCAGGUUCUCGACAGAAUCUUUCCAAGACGCCCUUCUCAGAAUUAUGCAGCUGUACUUCUCGGAAUUCUUCCAGACGUUUUGACGGGAUUUCUCCCAGACGCUCCAUAGCCUUUUGCAUGAAUACCUUCCGAUAUUUCUCUCUGAAACACGUAUGCUAUUUUCCUAAUAGUUUCUUCCGGAAUUUCUGCAAGAGCUUCUUUCGGGAUUGUUUCCAGAGUUCCAGGUAUUUCAACAGGAGUUUUCUUAGAGGGUUUGUACCGGGAUCCCUUGUACUUUCUUCCGGGUUCUUGUCAAAAUUUGUUCCUGAUUUUUUCAGGAGUUCCUCCUGAGAAUUCCCAAGUUAUUCCUCUCAGCAUCAUCCCAGAGAUUUUGCGGGAUAUCUUCCCAGAAGUUUCCUGCUUGAUUUCCUUUCGGUAUGACUCUCUAAACCUGAACGAGCUGUCUGUUUUUAUUUGAUUUUCCCAAUAACUUGUCCUGCGGUAUUUUCUUUUCACCUAAAGAAUCUUCUGAGAUUCCGAUUGAUUCCGAAAUUGUGAGAGCUCCCCCGGGAAUUCUUCCAUAGUUUCUCGUGGGAUUUGUCUUAGAGGGUUUAUACGGGAUCUCUUGUAGUGUUCCUUCUGGGUUCUCUACCAGAGUUUGUUCCGUAAUCUUUCCAGGAUGUCCGCCUCAGAAUGCUGCAGUUGUUUCUCUUGGAAUUCUCCCAGAAACUUUUGCGAGAUUUUUCCAAGACGAUCCCAAGAUAUCUGAUUGCGACCGAGAGUUUUGCUGUUUUUCUUGAGAUUUCAUCAUAGAUUUCUAUUCUGCUUAUUUUUUUAGAACUUCUUCCGUGAUUUUUAUGGGUGCUCUUUUUGGGAUUUCUUCCAGAGGAAUUGCUUUCAGAGUACAUGUUUGAAUACAUGUCGGUAUUACUCUCUAAAGCGUGACUGAGAUUUCCGUUUGUUUUUCUUGAGGUUUGAGUUACCUAAAUUUCCCUGUCGGAAUUUUUCCCAGAGGCAAUUCCUGGAUUUCUGCGAGAGCUCCUCCAGAGAUUUCAUUCGGAGUUCCAGCUGGGAUAUUUCCUAACAUUACUCCAGAUAUUUCACUUAGAUGGUUUUUACGGGAUCUCUUGUAGUGUUUCUCCCAGUUUUUUACCUCCAUUUUCUAGGAUCAGUUCUUCCUGCGAUAUCUUUACAGAACUUUCUCCCUAGAUUAGCAGGGAUUUCCUCUGCUUCCAGGAUUGCUUCCAAAGGUUUUUCCGGGAUAUCUCUUGGUAUUUUCGGUGAGAUUUGUAGAAGAGUUCCUCCACGAUUUCUCUCUGAACUUUUUUUUUCAGGGUUUCUGCAAAAGUUUCUUCUAUAAGUUAUCCCAGAUUUUCUGCAGGAAUUCAUCGUAUGAUUUCUCCUGGAGUUUAUAUCGAGGUUUGUUGGAAAGUUUCCUAGGAUUUAUCAACAAGUUCUUUCUGAUAUUACUAUCGAAGUUCGUCCCGGGAUUUCGUCAUCUCUUUCUUCUAAGAUUUCUGUGGGGGUACCUCGCAAACUAUUGUCCAGAGUUUUGUAAGAUUUCAAGGAAAACAAAUCCAGAAGAAACGCUGGAAAAAGUUGUACCUCAAGCCUAACAAUAUAUACUACAUUUCAAUGAUGCUUGGUUGCAAACGUUUCGAGGACGGUAUUCACUAUGUUAGUUUUCCAAUUCAUUCGCCAAGUAUUCUUGUUUGUAGAGUUUCCUCGGAUUGUUGGGGAAGUUUCUAUAGCUAAUGAAGCUGUAAGAUAUUUGUACAGCUUAUCAGCCUGGUUUUUUAGAAUUGAAGCUUUCCCAAACGAUAAAACAUUCCCCAUGUGUGGGGAUGUUUGUAAAGCUCGGAUUAUAGUUAAUAUUUCGCCACAUGAUCAGCAUUUGCCAGUAAAGUUUUAUCUGCAUUCACAUCUUUUUUUGGAAAACUUUAAACCUUCAUGUGCACCUAAAUAUCGUAAUUGACGCACAUUUUUCUACCCACAUAAGAAAAAGAGUUGCAUGUUGUUCUUAGUUGAUCGUUAGUUAUGGCUCCUAAACUCAUUGUUAAUCAUAGAAGAAACAUCCUCAUCGUUGUUCACUCUCUUGCACGCAUACCCUAUUAUACAGAAUUGCACCCCUUCCUCCCCCACUUUACACGGUUCCCUAUUUCACACCGGAAAUAAUUAUAUUCAGGCAUUAGUCGUUGUGUACCAUCGGUGUCGAGCGAAGAAUACGAGCCGUGUAUCAACGGCUGUCAUAAGUGUGUACUGCCCAUACAACUGUUGGCAAAGGUAUAGACGCGCGGAAAUAUUCUAGAUACUCAUACGACACUGGAAGCGUCACCCCCAAUCCAAUCGAUCUGUAAUUAUAGCGGUGAUCGUGGGUCAUGUAAGCCUACUGCUGCUGCGCCGCAGUGUACAUUCAGAACUUAGGAAAGAUUGUUUUGCAUAGAAUGCAUGUGGCCGGCGUUGAACGAUCGACAACAGUGUGAAUGCGGUAUUUUAAAAGUACGGUCACGUUUAGGUAAAACUAAAUUUGGGGAAAAAGGAGAAGAGCUCACAGAAAUAACGACAACAAAAGCAGGAACAAAACAGCAACAAAUUUUUAUCCCUCGCUACCAAUCAUAAAUUGAAUAGAGUCUAGACUUAAUCGUGCAAACACAACCGCUGGAAUGGUCAGAAUCCAACCUUACAAGUGGAUAACCGAAGUUUCUCCAAGCGGAUCAGCCAGCCAUAAGGAAUUUCUCAUCAGAAGGCUAAUUAAGGCGAUAAAACACUGCUCAAAGGGCUUAAUGUGCAUGUAACAAACGCAAGAAACCAUGGAAAAUCACGCGAAAGCUAAGCAAACGAAGAUGCAACAAGAAAACCAGGAAGUAAGAAGAGCAUUCAAAACAGUAGAUUAGAACAAAUUGAACUAAUUGAUAAGCUGGUCGAACGGCGGAAGCGCAGAACAUUUACUAAGACAAGUUUAACAUCUAAUCAUAGCAAGAAUAACUAAACAAAUAAUGUGGAUAAAAGUAAUAAUUUUAUGGUCAAUUUUAUCAGUAUAAAACAAGUUACGAAAAAAUCCAAACAAAAACAAAAAACGAAUUAUAGGAAUCACCAAGCUCACUUUUGCAUUCACACACACACACACCCUCAUCCGCAUAUAGAGCAAGCAUCAUCAGCAAGUAAGAAAAAAAUAAUCGAAAAUAAAGGAAAACUGUCGCAUCGUCAUGAUAACUCUGAGCACGCAUUUAGUGGAAACCGUAGGGGACUUAAAUCGUCAUAACACAAAACAAACCUAACAUUCUCACUCAUUCCUAAGCUGAAGAAGGACACAGAAAAAGAUUGAAAAAGCAAAACUAGCGCAAAAAUAUCAACACUCUGUAUUUUCGUAUAGUCGUUCGUACACCACAGUUUUGGUCUAACCCGUCAUAUUUCCUACACUAACAGUAUGUCCCAUGUGGAUUGCUAGAAAAAGAAAAGAAAAUUGUUAACUGUAAUUUUUGGUUGUUGUUGCAUAUAGUUCGUCUUUAUUUCAUCGUGGAAUAUCUAUGUAUUCAUUCAUCAUCAGUCGGGUCAUAUUAAUACGAGUAAAACAUAUGUACCGUUGAGGAUUUCCCCGUAACCUCUUAGAACCGAGGGAAAUUGGAAUUUAGAAAAUUGUCAGUAUGGUUCACUGAGCUAUUGGGAUAUUUUUAUGAAACGAGUAUAAUGCUAGAAACAAUUCGGUAUGAGCUUUGAUUUCUUAUUGAGUACGGUAAAAAUUUACUUCGGAGUGAGCUUUGAAUUCUUAUUGAGUAGGGUAAAAAUUUACUUCAUCAUAUGCGCUAUUUCCCGUCACAUCAGACGAAAAAUAGCCAAUCAUUACUGAUAGUUCGACUUACAUUAACCAAUGUCUCAUUAGAUGGAAGCAAAAAGAUGUAGACCAUCGAUAACCAGCCUCUUUUGCACUGGAAAUCGAAUAUAAUUUCACUAAAUUUCACGUUUCAAUUUUACACCACUAACGAGUUAACAAUUUUUCUCGUCUUGCGUUCGACGAAGGAAACCACACCAAGGCAGCAGUUAGCUGAAGUGUUCUUCAUCGCCGUACACUUUUCACUUCGCUAGAUUCACUUGUUGAACCAACCUUCAUUUCACACCCCACAAAAGCUCUUUGGCACUUCAAAGUUGGUUUUCACUGCUGCAGAAUGCAUCAAAAGCUGUCCAAUUAAUGAAAUUAAUCGUCUUUUCCCGUGGGUAAAAUGUUUGUUUACAGUUGUCUUCGCCUAGGGAGGAUGCAAACACAUGUUCGCGUGGAUUUUCUUCAUACGAAACAUCGUAUAUCACAACCACAGAGAAGGAUUUCUUCGUUGCGCUGGAAUGGGGGACAAAUUAUUUGCAAGAUGCUUCCUGAUAAAAUGUUCGAUUUACGCGUUCGAAGGAUACUCUGAAAGAUCCCAUGAUUACUUUAUUAUCCUCAACGGUACACGGAGUUCACAUCAUUUUGAAUGUGCAAAUUCUAAUUCAUUUAGCUUUAGUUUGAUACGAUUGGCGUACUGAUUUUAAACAGAUAAAAGACAAAUGAUCUUCAAGUUGUAGAAAUGCAUGUUCAAUCCAAACAGAAAUGCCCAUUAAUCCACGAUAAAACAUGUUUUUUUUUUCUCUAGAUUUGUAGAUUUUUAAGAUCACCCACUAUGACAAACGGGCAAGUUCUUAUGAAGAGACAGCUUAUUAUUCCUAGAUAUUUCAACACUUCACUUAGGUUCGUACUUACGAGUUGUUCAAUGAAAAAUCUACGCGGAUUAUUUAAAACCCCCAGCCCACAACAUAACCACAUACACACAUUCAUACCUGGUAUAAACCGAAGGAAACGAAAGGAAAGCGUAAAACAAACUAAUUACAAUUAAUAUCGAAAUUAUGAUUAUGAAAAAAAAAAACACAAAAUAUUGUAUCGACGAUUGUGGGAAGAAAAAAGUGCAUGGAAGAGCGAAGUUACGAGAAAAACAAACAAAAUUAGGAACAAAAAUGAAAGUGUAGGAAAGCAAAAAAAUAAACUAACGAAAACACGACAAGAGUGGAAUUUCUCAAUGCGAAGGACAACGCAAUCUUUUUCCAUUGAAUGAGCCAUGACUGAAGUGGUAACUGCAGAAGCAGCGAGCGAAUGAUGAUUGAAAUUACUUAAUCUAAAACAAAAAAACAAGCAUGCAAACGUAUAUACAACACAAUUAAACAAAAAAAAACAACCAGUAAAUGUAUGUAUUCCAGGACGAACAACACUCUUGACUUAAAAAAAAACAACAGAAAGAAUCAGCAAGGAAGCGAACGAAAAAUUCGUUACAGCCCGAAUGUUAUAUUAUAUUAAACGACUAAGUAUGUAGUUGAAUUUGGAUUCCAUUCAUAUAUAUAUUUAACAUACCUACAUUGAUUAUAAACAGUAUACAUAUUGAGUAAAUCGAAUUGAUGGAAGCAACACACGGACAUAAACAAGAACAAGACAAACACACACACACGCAUACACGUAAAUCAUAUUAUAUUAUUAUCGCCUUUCGUAGGAAUGCCUUUUAUUUAGUUCUAUACAUAUAUUUACCUUUAUUUUAUUUUUUUUUAUUGUACUAUGUUCUCUUACUUUCUUGCAAAAUUUAUACUCUGAUUACAAUUAGUAACAGUUAAGGGAAAGCAAACAAAUAUUUUAAAAACCGAUAAGCAUACAUAAUUUUUGAAAUGCAAUAAAAAGUAAAUAAAUUAUUGAUAUUCAAAAUAAUUGAA
Molecule: messenger RNA, 10966 nt
Organism: Aedes albopictus (Asian tiger mosquito)
Lineage: Eukaryota; Metazoa; Arthropoda; Insecta; Diptera; Culicidae
Gene: p120ctn
Product: catenin delta-2
Exons: 3
Coding region: 1170-3926 (918 amino acids)
Biological process (GO): cell-cell adhesion; cell-cell junction assembly
Cellular component (GO): adherens junction; cytoplasm; plasma membrane
Molecular function (GO): cadherin binding
Source: RefSeq, a predicted model, not a curated record